Messenger RNA from Punctularia strigosozonata HHB-11173 SS5, 1818 nucleotides. Its product is annotated as ribonuclease H. The record is from RefSeq and is a predicted model, not a curated record. The coding region runs from base 1 to 1818 and encodes 605 amino acids. Gene Ontology annotation, molecular function: nucleic acid binding; exonuclease activity. Gene Ontology annotation, cellular component: nucleus. NCBI's taxonomy places the organism in Eukaryota, Fungi, Basidiomycota, Agaricomycetes, Corticiales, Punctulariaceae. The transcript is spliced from 9 exons.
AUGGCAGACCCGAAGAAACGCAAAAUCUCAUCCAUCGGGACUUCAGACAUGAACGGAAGCGGAAACGACGAGUGGACCAAGGUUGAGAGGCGAAAAGCAAAGAAGGCAAAGAAGACUGAGACGAAGCUUACGACUACGCCUCCCAGGCUGUUGUAUUCAACUGGAGAGAUGACGCGGAGAAAGGAAGCAAUAGGGAUAUCAGAUAUCCGCGACUUGGUCUUGCAUAUGGUCGCAGAUGCCCCACCUCCAUCAUGGCUGCGCGUUGAAAAUCCACACUCCAUUUCACACGUCGUGACCCUGCUUGUACCUGGCCUUACUCCCGACCUCCUCGCUCUCCCUCCACUCCCAACGUCAGCGACAGCCAACCCCAACCUACCACUCGCAAUACCAUCUCCCUCUGCGCAGUCAGCCAUUCCAUGGGUUGCAUCCACGUUCAGCCACGCGUGCCCGACCCGGGCGCCUGGUGACAGGAUGCGUAUGCACUCAGUGCUAGCGGAGUUCUUCCAAGGACCCGUCAGUGGCGAGGAGAAGAAGCGCAGAAUGCAGGUGCGCAUCGCCGCGGAACGGGAGCAACGGAAAGACCCCACGGCCUAUCUCUUGACAAGAGAACAGAUGGUUGAGAACGACUAUCCUGUGCCAUCAUAUAUCGCGGACGUAUUCGAGAAACCGGAUGGGUGGGUUGAGACCCCGCAACCCGCGGAAACGUCCACGACAGGCGUGAUAUAUGGCAUAGACUGCGAAAUGUGCCUGACAGACGAUGGCAAGCAGCUCGCACGGGUUUGCAUCAUCAACUAUGCCACCAACAAGGUGGAAUAUGAUCAACUGGUCAAACCCGAAAAGCCUGUCGUCGACUAUCUUACUAGAUGGUCAGGGAUAACGCCUGCUGCUCUCUCAACUGCUACCGCCACCUUCGACGAAGUCCAAACUCAUGUGCUCUCUCUGCUCUCAGUUUCGCCAACGCCAAUUCUUCUAGGCCAUUCGCUCGAGUCCGAUCUGAAGGCUCUUAAGAUUGCGCAUCCUCUGUGUAUUGACACUGCGUUGAUAUAUCAUCACCCACGAGGUCGGCCUAUGAAGCCUGGUCUAGCAUGGCUCACGAAAAAGUGGUGUGGACGUGUCAUACAGGAUAGGGGCGAGGGGGGCCACGAUCCAGAAGAGGAUGCCAGAGCCUGCAUGGAGCUUCUCAGAAAGAAAGUGGAUAACGGACCAGGAUAUGGCGAGUUCCGCACAGACUUCGAGUCGAUUUUCGAGCGAAUAUCUCGGGCACCGGCCAGAGGAGGCGGGUCCUCCAUCCGCAGUGCGGUCGUCGAUCACGGCAACCCCGCGGUGAUGCAUGGAUCGAAGGCGACCACUGUGAUUCCCUGUGCGGGUGAUGAGGACGUGCUCCAAGGUCUUCUGAGCACCGUCCCUAGCCAUGCAUUCGUGUUUGGCAGGUUCACCGCUCUUGCGGAUGCCCUUGGAUGCACGUGCACCUCCCCUCUUCAACCAGGAGAACCUAGCGAAACUCCUGCCUCUGCGCAGUCUCUUCCGAACCUGCCAGAUGUACUCUCUGCAUUGAACACACGUUUGAAGACGUUGUACGAGGCGUUGCCACCACGCACGGCGUUGGUCAUCUUCACUGGACAUGACGAUCCCCGGAAAAUGGCAGCGCUGAAUUCACGCCGAGGAGCGUUCGAGGAAGCGCUGCGGGCGGGUGUCGCUGUGGACGAUCUUGUGGAGGAGAAAAAGUGGACCGCUGCCGACGGGCGGGAGCUGGAGGCCGAAGUCGAGAGGGCGAGACGCGGUCUGUUGUUCCUAUGCGUCAAAUCACCAAGCGGAUGA